AUGAACAGACAAGUCUGCAAGACAUCUGGCGGCGGGAGCCAGGGCUUCUCAGGCCGCUCUGCCAUGGUCUCUGGCAGUAGCAGGAUGAGCUGUGUGGCCCGCUCUGGGGGAGCCGGCGGAGGGGCCUAUGGGUUCCGGAGCGGAGCAGGCGGCUUUGGCAGUCGCAGCCUCUACAACCUGGGUGGCAAUAAGAGCAUCUCCAUUAGCGUGGCUGGCGGCUCUCGGGCUGGUGGCUUUGGAGGAGGGCGCAGCAGCUGUGUCAGUGGCUUUGGGAGUGGCUAUGGAGGUGGUUAUGGAGGUGGCUUUGGUGGUGGCAGAGGAAUGGGAGGUGGUUUUGGAGGAGCUGGUGGCUUUGGUGGGGCUGGUGGCUUUGGAGGAGCUGGUGGCUUUGGUGGACCUGGUGGUUUUGGUGGACCCGGUGGCUUUGGCCCUGGUGGCUUUGGUCCAGGUGGCUUCCCUGGGGGAAUCCAGGAAGUGACUGUCAACCAGAGCCUCCUGCAGCCCCUCAAUGUGGAGAUUGACCCCCAGAUUGGACAAGUAAAGACCCAAGAGAGGGAGCAGAUCAAGACCCUCAACAACAAGUUUGCCUCUUUCAUCGACAAGGUACGGUUCCUGGAGCAACAGAACAAGGUCCUGGAGACCAAGUGGAGCCUGCUCCAGCAGCAGGGCACACAUCCCAUCACAGGCACCAACAACCUCGAGCCCCUUUUUGAGAACUACAUCAACUCCCUGCGGAGCCACCUGGACAGCAUUCUGGGGGAGAGAGGCCGCCUGGACUCAGAGCUGAGGAACAUGCAGGACUUAGUGGAAGACUUCAAGAAGAAAUAUGAGGAUGAGAUCAACAAGCGCACGGCUGCUGAGAAUGAAUUUGUGACCCUGAAGAAGGACGUGGAUGCUGCCUACAUGAACAAGGUGGAGCUUCAGGCCAAGGUGGAUGCCUUAACAGAUGAGAUCAAUUUCUUGACGACCCUCUAUGAUAUGGAGCUGUCCCAGAUGCAGAGCCAUGUCAGUGACACAUCCGUGGUCCUGUCCAUGGACAACAACCGCAGCCUGGACCUGGACAGUAUCAUCGCCGAGGUCAAGGCCCAGUACGAGGAGAUCGCCCAGAGGAGCAAGGCCGAGGCCGAGGCCCUGUAUCAGACCAAGUUGGGUGAACUGCAGACCACAGCUGGCAGGCAUGGGGAUGACCUGAAGAGCACCAAGAGUGAGAUCUCAGAGCUCAACCGGAUGAUCCAGAGGCUGCGGGCUGAGAUCGAGAAUGUCAAGAAGCAGAUUGCUAAACUGCAAUCAGCCGUUGCUGAAGCUGAGCAGCGUGGGGAGCUGGCCCUCAAGGAUGCUAACGCCAAGCUCCAAGAGCUACAGGCCGCCCUUCAGCAGGCCAAGGAUGACCUGGCUCGGCUGCUGCGCGACUACCAGGAGCUGAUGAAUGUCAAGCUGGCCCUGGAUGUGGAGAUCGCCACCUACCGCAAGCUACUGGAGGGCGAGGAGUGCAGGAUGUCUGGAGAGUGCCCAAGUGCUGUUAGCAUCUCCGUGGUCAGCAGCAGCAGCACCACCUCCGCCUCCGCGGGUGGUUUCGGAGGCGGAUACGGCGGUGGCGUCGGCGUGGGAGGCGGCGUCCGCAGCGGCUUCGGCGGCGGCAGCGGCUUCAGUGGCGGCAGCGGCUUCGGCGGAGGCAGCGGCUUCAGUGGCGGCAGCGGCUUCGGCGGAGGCAGCGGCUUCGGCGGCGGCAGCGGCUUCGGCGGCGGCAGCGGCUUCGGCGGCGGCAGCAGCGGAUUCGGCUCUGGCUCCGGGGGUCGCUCUGCGGUCAGCGGUGGAGGCGUCAGCUCAAGCAGCAGCAGCCGGGGCGGCAGCGUCAGGUUCUCCCAGUCCUCCCAGCGCACCUCCAGAUAA
This is a messenger RNA of Budorcas taxicolor (takin), 1890 nucleotides long. RefSeq names its product keratin 3 (gene KRT3). Gene Ontology annotation, molecular function: structural constituent of skin epidermis. Gene Ontology annotation, biological process: keratinization; intermediate filament organization. The transcript is spliced from 9 exons. Gene Ontology annotation, cellular component: keratin filament. The record is from RefSeq and is a predicted model, not a curated record. NCBI's taxonomy places the organism in Eukaryota, Metazoa, Chordata, Mammalia, Artiodactyla, Bovidae. Bases 1 to 1890 code for a protein of 629 amino acids.